Messenger RNA from Papaver somniferum (opium poppy), 987 nucleotides. RefSeq lists its product as uncharacterized. NCBI's taxonomy places the organism in Eukaryota, Viridiplantae, Streptophyta, Magnoliopsida, Ranunculales, Papaveraceae. The coding region runs from base 1 to 987 and encodes 328 amino acids. The record is from RefSeq and is a predicted model, not a curated record. The transcript has 5 exons.
AUGGGAGAUGAAGUUUUUGUGGUGAUUUCCAUGGGUCUGAAUGAGGGCUCAAGUGCAGAUGGAAAAAAUUGCAGGUGCUUGAGGAAUGCUCUAAAUUGCAGGCUGAACUUUGCAGUGGACCAGCUGGUGUUUGGUGAUGCAAGAUUGCAGUAUGAUAGCAAUGGAAUGGACCUGAUGGACUGUCGUGCUGUGAGACCUCGAAUUGAAGUAAACCUCUCUGAAGCAGAAACAAUUAUUCACGGUGGAAAGGGCAGGAAUAAGAAUUGCAAUAUUGAUGGUCUUCAGUUCUCUGCUACUGGGUGGACAGUUUCUGACUUGAGUGUUGAAGAAGAGAAUGAUAGUGUUGAUGCUCGUUCAUUUUCGGAUAAUGGAGGUAAAGAAAAUUCCCAGGGUUCAAAACCGAACGGAAGUAACGAUACUCUUGAUGUUGACACGGGCAAUUCUGAUUCUUUGAACGUUUCAGAGACCACCCAAGUGCUAAAUACCGAAGUUGAGGAUACUGAAACCAAUAAGGAUAAUUCGAGCAGCCCUGGAGUUAUUGAUGAAGAGAAAACUAUCCCUACACUUCAAAGCCAUGAGAGGGUCGUCACUGAAGUUAUGGAAACUUCAAUUGUUGCCACUCCGGUAAUAGAAGAAACCGAGCCACAAGCAGAGGCGACUGAAGAAACUGUUGCCAUGACCGUAGAAGUUGCUCCAGUAAUUGAGAAUCGCAUAGUGGUGUACGAAUAUCCAAGUGCAGGAGUUGCUUUUGAUCCCCCAUUUGAUGCAUCACUCCCAUAUCAUGAACUAGUUGGUGGAUUCACCGUUCCCAUUGGAUAUGCAGGCUUGUACGAGAAAAUAUGGAGGAAGUUUGGUCACAUCAUUGUUAACAGGGAUCCCGGACGCGCUUAUGCUUUAACAGUGCAAGUAAGUGUUAUCUUGCGUGUUGUAAGUGAUAUAUGCGCUAGGGACAGAAAUAUUAUGACUCCAUAUGUACUCUUUGAUUGA